Pseudo-nitzschia multistriata is the source of this 1485-nucleotide messenger RNA. The record is from the annotation of a GenBank genome assembly. Lineage: Eukaryota; Bacillariophyta; Bacillariophyceae; Bacillariales; Bacillariaceae.
CGCAUUCGGUGGAAAGCAAUGGGUGCAACACCGUGUCCGUAUGGCACAUCGGCGUACAUGGUUGGCCAACUCAUUCCACUACUCCAACACACCCAUGCUCUGCAAGCCCGGGGUCCGUGGUGUUGCAGCCCCGUCUGUACCGGGUUGCCCUUGUCGUCCGCUAUGGCGGGGCCGGGGUUCUUGCUGGUUCUGGUUCUGGUUGUCGUUCUCGUUCUCGUUGGCGUUCUGGUUCUGGUUCUCGUUGGCUUUGGCGUUCUCGUUCUCGUUGGCGUUGUCGUUCCUGCGCCUCCCGCUCGAGGUAGGCUGCCACCACCGCGUUCCGGCGGAGGGUCGCCUCGGCCAUUUUCCGGCGGUAGAGCGACCGCACGUGCCUCGCGUAGGCCUCGUCCUCGGCGGCGAUGGUGCGUUCGCAUUCGUAUUCGUCGUUUUCGUUUUCGUUGUCUUUGUCGUUGCUGCGUUCGUUCGUCGCCAGCAGCGGGGAGCGGCAGCAGGGGCAGGAGUCGUUGCACCGGUAGCCGCCCGCGGGUUCGGUGGGCCGGAGCAGCCAGGCCAGGAUGCAGGCCUUGUGAAAGAUGUUGUUUCCGCAGCAGUCCCUCGGGCCCGACACGAUGGUGGUGUCGUUUUCGUUUUCGUUUUCGUUGACCAUGUCGUUAACGAUGUCGUUGACGUUGUUUUCUUCUUCCCCGCGUUGGUGUUUGUCGUUGUCCCCUGGCUUGAAUUCCUCGAGGCAAAUCGGGCAGCAGCGGGGACGCGGAUCGUUCCCUCGGUUUGCAUCCUGCUCYCCCUGCUGCUCCCSCUGCUGCUCUCGUGGGUCCCGGUYCCACCGGAUGGUCUGAAAGUCUCGUAUCCGCAGGGAUUGUUCGAUCCGCCACCGCCGGGCAAAGAGCUCCCGGCGCUUGCUGUGGUACAUUCGCCUGCUUCCGCGGCGAUGGCGGUGGCGGUUGCUCUGGCUCGGGCUCGCCCCGGUGUGGAAGAUCCUUCGCAGCGGGGCAAACAACCAAAACACCCACCCCCACAGCGCCGCGAUUCCCGACAGGAGCAGGCAGAGGGCCACCAGGAGGGGGAUCGUCACCAACCCGGCCGCCCCCCGGGAUCCGAGGGCGAGCGCUAGCACCACCAGGGGGACAGCCACCGCCGCGCGCGGGAGGCCGGURMUGUCCGUGYUKGUGUUUGUGAUUGCGUUGGUGCUUGCGUUGGUGCUCGCGAUGCUUCCGGGCCCGCAAACAAUGGCGCCAACAGCAUCGCCGGGGGCUGCCUCGGAGCCCGCGCCCGCUUCCGCGCUUGGAACUGUUACCACCGAAGCGGAAGCGGAAACCGAAACCGAACCCACCGGAUCGACGCCUCGCAACAGCAAACAGAACACGAAGAACACCUUCAUGUCGUGCGGGUCGCUUGCCGAAUUUGGAUUCGCUUGGUCUGGUCUGGUCUGGUCUGGUCUGGUCUGUGUUCUGGUCGACUCGACUCGACUCGAUUCGAUUCGAUUGU